AUUUUUGGAGUUACCAAGAAACAUAUACAGUAUAUGAUAUACUAGAUGAAAAUGGAAUCUCUAUCAAGUCUGAACACCAUGGACGAAGAAACGUUACGUUAGAGCAGCCUGAUACAUUGCGUACUUUUUUACCAACCUUUUUUUACUUCUUUCUAAUAGAAUUAUUUGAAUAAGAAUUGGAUUUUCUUUGUUUAACAAAUUGUUAUUAGAAAUAAUUUUUUUUAGGAAUGACACUUCUAGGAAAAGGGGGUCGUGUUCUCUCCCUCUCACACUUCUCCACAUAUAUAUGUAUCUAAAGGAUUUAACAAGUUUAGUUUCGCUAUUGUUUGUUGUUUUCUUUGUAAGCAAACAAAUCUUGCAAAAUCGAUUUAAAACCAAAAAAUAUCAAAACCAUAAAUAGAAGGUGAAGGAAGACUCUCUCUCUCUCUCUCUGCUUUCUUCUCCGUUUUUUUGUUUUUUAUUUGAUUCGCUCGGCCGCGGAGGGAGGAUUCUAAAAUGGCGGCGGCGACGACGACAACGGAGCGGAGGAAACAGAUACCGGCGUACAUGAAAGCAGUGUCAGGGUCACUAGGCGGAGUAGUCGAGGCUUGUUGUCUCCAACCAAUCGACGUAAUCAAAACGCGUCUCCAGCUAGAUCGUGUCGGCGCUUACAAAGGAAUCGCGCACUGUGGCUCCACGGUGGUUCGCACCGAAGGGGUUCGUGCUCUCUGGAAAGGUUUAACUCCCUUCGCCACUCACCUCACGCUCAAGUACACCCUUCGGAUGGGAUCUAACGCCAUGUUCCAAACCGCGUUCAAAGAUUCAGAGACCGGAAAGGUCAGCAACCGUGGCCGUUUGCUUUCCGGAUUCGGCGCCGGCGUUCUUGAAGCUCUCGCCAUUGUUACACCCUUUGAGGUGGUGAAAAUUAGACUUCAGCAGCAGAAAGGAUUGAGUCCUGAGCUCUUCAAGUACAAAGGACCUAUACAUUGUGCUCGAACCAUCGUGAGAGAAGAAAGCAUAUUGGGGUUAUGGUCAGGUGCAGCACCGACGGUUAUGCGAAACGGUACCAACCAAGCUGUAAUGUUCACAGCGAAAAACGCGUUUGAUGUACUCUUGUGGAACAAACACGAAGGCGAUGGUAAAGUCUUGCAGCCAUGGCAGUCAAUGAUCUCAGGGUUUUUGGCUGGGACAGCUGGUCCGUUUUGCACAGGACCAUUUGAUGUGGUCAAGACGAGGUUAAUGGCUCAAACUCGAGACGGUGAAGAUGGGGUGAGAUAUAAAGGAAUGGUUCACGCAAUUAGAACGAUUUAUGCAGAAGAAGGGUUAGUGGCUUUGUGGAGAGGGUUGUUGCCGAGGCUAAUGAGGAUUCCACCAGGACAAGCCAUCAUGUGGGCUGUUGCAGAUCAAGUCACAGGUCUUUAUGAGAUGAGAUAUCUCCAGAACGCUCCUUUAUAGUGAGACACGUUUUUUUUAAAUUUGAAUCUGUCAAUUUGGAUUUUGAUCUUCGCAAAAACGAUUUGAUCAAACAAAUAAAAACUACGCUCACGAUUUAUAAGGGUGUUACGAUAAUCAAAUUUUGGGAGUUCUAUU
This is a messenger RNA of Camelina sativa (false flax), 1569 nucleotides long. RefSeq names its product mitochondrial succinate-fumarate transporter 1. Gene Ontology annotation, biological process: succinate transport; fumarate transport. Gene Ontology annotation, cellular component: mitochondrion. The record is from RefSeq and is a predicted model, not a curated record. Gene Ontology annotation, molecular function: succinate:fumarate antiporter activity. Lineage: Eukaryota; Viridiplantae; Streptophyta; Magnoliopsida; Brassicales; Brassicaceae.